UUUUUUUCCUUUUGAAAUUGUCCAGUUUUCGACCAACUCCUCUAUAAACUCUCACCGAAUCCCCCCUCUCUUCUCCUACCUACUGCCAUUCUCUCCUCCUUUUCUGGAAGCUUCCUUUCUCUUCCGAUCAGCUACCUUCCCGGAACCAUGAACACGGUGGCGAGGUCCGGGGUCCUCUCCGAUGCCGGGAUCGCUGGCGGUAAUCCGUGGACUGCCAACCGCAGAUCAUCGGUAUGCUGCUCUCAGAAUAGCUCACGUGUUUCUCUAUCUUUGGGGGGACCACAGACUAACAAGUUAUCCCAAGAAACAAAGAUUUUCAACUCUAGCUUCGCUGAUAGGAGAAGCAGACCUUUUACUGGGCGACAUUCUUGUAGCUGGACUGAGAAGACAAGCCCAAUUGGAUCAGCAAUUCAGUCCCUAGGAGCAUCCUCAUAUGCUGAGACUGCUACAGAAUCUUAUCCGCAUGUUGCAGAGGAAAAAAUUGGGGUUCUUCUGCUUAAUCUUGGUGGUCCAGAUACUCUUAAUGAUGUUCAGCCCUUUCUGUUCAAUUUGUUUGCAGAUCCAGAUAUCAUCCGCCUUCCUAGGCUCUUUCGGUUCUUACAGCAGCCCCUGGCAAAGCUAAUCUCUGUCCUCAGGGCACCAAAAAGUAGAGAGGGAUAUGCUUCCAUUGGUGGUGGCUCACCUUUACGCCAAAUAACCAAUGAGCAGGCCGAUGCCCUUAAAAGGGCUUUGGAAGCACAAGAUCUAUCUGCCAAUGUCUAUGUUGCAAUGCGAUAUUGGUAUCCUUUUACUGAGGAGGCAGUCCAGCAGAUCAAAAGGGACAAGAUUACAAAGCUUGUUGUGCUGCCUCUUUAUCCUCAAUUUUCCAUUUCCACGACAGGGUCAAGCAUACGUGUUCUGGAGAAUGCUUUCAGGGAGGAUGCAUAUCUGUCACGUCUGCCUGUUUCUAUAAUUCAGUAUUGGUAUCAGCGACCUGGUUAUAUAAAGUCUAUGGCUGAUCUGAUCCAGAAAGAGCUGGAAACUUUCUCUAAGCCCAAGGAGGCUAUAAUUUUCUUCAGUGCUCAUGGAGUACCGGUCAGUUACGUGGAGGAUGCCGGAGAUCCCUACAGAGACCAGAUGGAGGAGUGUAUUGAUUUGAUCAUGCAGGAGCUGAAAUCUAGAGGGGUCUCCAAUGACCAUGUACUUGCCUACCAGAGUCGGGUUGGGCCAGUUCAAUGGCUAAAGCCCUACACUGAUGAAGUUCUGGUUGAGCUUGGUCAAAAAGGCGUGAAGAGUCUCGUAGCUGUUCCAGUGAGCUUUGUGAGCGAGCACAUAGAAACUCUAGAGGAGAUCGAUAUGGAGUAUAAGCACUUGGCGCUCGAGUCUGGCAUCGAAAACUGGGCCCGUGUGCCUGCCCUAAACUGCACCUCUUCCUUCAUAACAGAUUUGGCAGAUGCAGUUGUGGAGGCCCUACCUUCAGCCACAGCCAUGUCAACUGGCGGGUCCACCUCAGAAGGUGGUGACCAGGACCUGAUAAACUACGUCGUUAAGCUGUUCUUUGGUUCGAUACUCGCGUUUGUCUUGCUCUUCUCCCCGAAGUUGGUAAAUGCUUUCAGGAAUCACCUCAUUUAGACGAGCUAACAAGAUCCGGAAGUUUCACUGCCGAGAUGGCAUAUAGGUAUAUGACACACUUGGAGGUAAAUGAAGAGAUUGGAAAUUGAAGAUUUUGUUUUCUGUUUCAGAAAAUUGUUGAGAAGGUUAGGGUUGGGAUUUUGUAGGGUAAUAGUUUUGAAAGAUUAAGGUGGCACAUGGUCAAGGGAAUUGCUUGGAUUUCGGUUUCUGCUUCUCAAUUUGUGUAUGAUUACAAUCCCUCACAUUUGUGGUAAUUGAAAAGAUGCUGCCACCCCAAUAUCCACCAAGUUUUCCAUCAAA
This is a messenger RNA of Punica granatum (pomegranate), 1911 nucleotides long. Lineage: Eukaryota; Viridiplantae; Streptophyta; Magnoliopsida; Myrtales; Lythraceae. The record is from RefSeq and is a predicted model, not a curated record.